This is a messenger RNA of Labrus mixtus (cuckoo wrasse), 3693 nucleotides long. RefSeq lists its product as uncharacterized. Gene Ontology annotation, cellular component: mitochondrial outer membrane. The transcript has 6 exons. Lineage: Eukaryota; Metazoa; Chordata; Actinopteri; Labriformes; Labridae. Gene Ontology annotation, biological process: mitochondrial fusion; release of cytochrome c from mitochondria; extrinsic apoptotic signaling pathway in absence of ligand. Gene Ontology annotation, molecular function: channel activity; protein homodimerization activity; protein heterodimerization activity. The record is from RefSeq and is a predicted model, not a curated record. The coding region runs from base 286 to 906 and encodes 206 amino acids.
AAAGAGGCGUGCCGGCCGGUGGUGUCUGUGCGUUUCCGUGUCACUUCCUGUAUUUUCGGCGGAGGGGCAAAAACUUUUCUCGGCUCGGACGCGGCCGGGGACAAGUUACUUUUUUAAGGCCUUCUGGCGUCAAAUGGUUUAACUUAUCAUCUAAGUGUCACUGCAUCGCCCCCAGCUCGCUUUCCCCCUCCCGAGCUGACAGAAAGUUUGGAGCCAUGGCUGACGGACGAGAAGAGGAGCAGAGAGAAGAAGACCAGGAGCUUCUGGGCGCAGUGGGUGGGGAAGAUGUCAUCGAUGACCCCAUCAUUGAUCAGGGAGCAGUGCUCCUCAGAGGAGUCGUGCUUUCCUUUACAGAUUCAAUAUCGGGCGAGACAGUCCAUGACCCUCAUUCUGUGUACAUGUCCUAGGUAUGUGAUUGAACGUAUAAACGCCCAGGAGCCCGGUCGACACGUGUCGCCUGAGGAUCUGGGAGGAAGGUCGAGUGAACAACAGGAUCCACAAAUCAAAGAAGUGGUGGAACAGCUGCUAAAGAUCGCUGAUGACCUGAACAGGAACGCCGAGCUCCAACAACUCAUCAACCAGGUUCCAGGCAACUGUGCCCAGGGUAUCUUCAUGAAGGUGGCCAGAAACAUCUUUGCUGAUGGCAUCAACUGGGGUCGUGUGGUGGCUCUCUUCCAUCUGGCCUACAGACUCAUCUACAAGGCGAUAACAAGCAACCAUCUAGAGAACAUCAGAAUCAUCAUCAGCUGGGUUCUUCAGGUCAUCAGAGAGCAGCUCCACACCUGGCUCGUACAGCAGGGAGGCUGGGAGGGGGUGAUCCGUGGGAUUUCUCGUUGGAGGACAGUAGCCAUAGUAGCAUCAGUAGUAUUAGUGGCAACUUUUGUUUACUACAGGAGAACACGCUGAGAGCUGCAGACCUGCAGACCUCACAACCAGGACCGCAGUGCCAUCACUUGGGGAAAAGCCACUGCAUAAUAGAGGCAGUUUCUAGAAACAUUUACGACCACUUCUAAGCCUCCGUCUUCUAAUGCAGAGGAGGUCAAAUACUGUACUAAGGAUUUUUUUCUUUUAAGGAUUUCAAGAGCCAAAAAAGUGCUUUUACAGUCUGCUGUCCAUCAGGCGUCUCAAGCAGCAACUUCAAACCUAAUUUCAUGGAAUGACACGUUCAGCUGCAUCACCACCUACAGUAGCCAUAUUGGAGGGUUUCCCCCCCCGGGUGCAGCAGAUGAUGGUGUUCAUGAACAAACAGACUGGAGGACCAAACCCCACCUGAACCACAGGUCUCAAGAUUAUUUUGUUUCUUUUGGUGGUCCAACCUAAAUUUGACCAGGUUCUAUGUGGAUCACCUAAAAUGACAAGAAACGGUCUGAAAAAAAAAUUCUGAUGACAAAAUAUGCUGCAACCUAAGUUUGCUAAUCACGAUUCAACAAUUACAGAGCAAGUUGGCUUUAAAAAAAAAAGAGAUCAUGUUUACUCAAACGUUCACUAAUCAAAAGGCACCGAAACGAAACUCACCAAAUUCACAUUCAUCAUCAGCUGAUGUUUCUGAUGUGUUCAUCUAAUGUACUGUGUUGCUCUAUUAGAGUUUUUUUUAAAACAAAAUAUACUCAACAACAUCUUUGAUUUCCGCUUCGACAAACGUGAAAACGAUCUUCAGCCCUUCAGGAUUUCCAACACCUUGUUCAAUAAACUUCACACUGCAAACCUUAAAGGAAGAAUACACAACUUUUUCAGACGGCUGUUUGGCGACAACUCCGCUAUUCUCUAGCCUCCGCUCUCUUCCAGCGGCACACCUCCAACUCCUCUCCACUCGAAUUCACAGGAAGGAGUUAUCAAUUAAAACGCACCAUGAAGCGUAAGCGGUGGACACAAUUGUCCUUCGCUCGAGCUGCAAUUGUUGUGUUAGCAUGCUAAUGUUAGCACACUUUAGUUAACUCAUAGCUUCAUAGUCAUCUACAGACACUUACACUGAAAUACUUUAAACCAUAGACACUGGCUUUAAAAGUGUCUCUGAGUCAGCUAAUGCUAACGUUAAUGUAAAAACAGAGCAUUGGCUGUCCAGCAUCUAUGCACAACAUAACAGACACAUUGGUAUUGCUGCAUAUGUUUGUUAGAGGGUGAAAUACUUUACCGUUGUUGAAUCAGCAUUUAAAGAGUCAGUCUGUUAGCUAAGUAAAUAUUGAAUGUGGUCUGCUGACCGUCUCUGUACUGUGAACACGACUGCUUUUUAAACUGGCUCAACCGAACCUCACGAGUAGUUUCAUUUUAGCACUAACUUAGCCUGCUUUGCUAACAAAGGCAAAUUCAACCGUUGCAUUGGAGACAGGGUUGUGAAACUCUGUAUCAGUAGGAUUUAGCUUUUUCCUGACUUCAUUUUUGCCUGAUCUGAUUCCUCACGUUGAGAUUUUUGUCACAUUGGUCUACGUUUGAACUCAUACAUUGUAAGAGCUUCAGUAAAGUAGAGUAUCAUAAAGCAGCCUGACUGUCCAACAUCUCAACCUCGUCGUCAUUCCCAGCUCGGUUGCUCUGUGUAGUAUUUUAACAUCAUCCUCACAUAACAUUUUAAUGAGGAUGGAUGCUGGUAGAGUUUCAUAAAUAUAAGAAAUUUGUUUUUAUCUUCUACCGCUGCAAAAAGCAUUAAUUUUUUUCUUGUUUUUUUAUUUGUAAAAAUCUCGAUUAAGAUUCUUGAAAACAUGAGAAAAAGGACCAGACUUUAAAAAAGAAAAGAGUUGUUCCGUGGGUAAAGGUGUAAAUGUUUAAAGGGGUCAUAUUCUGCUUUUUCUGGUUUUAUAUGCUCUUUAGUGUGUUUUCCAUGUAUCCUGUGCAUGUUUAGGCACAUCUAUGUGCAAAAAUUCAAAGUCCGCGGAAACGUGGCUUCUCCUACCUCCUCCUGUUAGCUGUAGCAUUAGCUGCAUGUAACGCUCGGUUCUAGCCCCCUCAAAAAAAUUGCUAGUGUGACGUCUUGUCAGUGUGAUAUCACUGAUCUAAGCCCAUUGGCUCGUUGUGGUAAGCCCUGCAGCUCAUGUUGCACGCCCGUUAACUUCUGUAGCACGCCCACGAUCUGCCGUAGCCUGCGGUAGCACAGUAGUGCUAAGGUGCUAAUGUUUUUGCUCCCCUCGGAGCCAAAGUGGCUGCAUUCCCAAUAUGGUAAAAGGGGCGUGACAAUUCCGAGAACCGUGCUGAGCGACUGACCAAUUACGGCAGAGCCGACAGGCCGACCAAUCAGAUCAGACUUGGCACACGUGGGGACUCUGAACGUGGGCACUUCAGAGCCUUAGAGAGAGAGUCAGAAGAGAGCCGGUGCAUGGAGCGGCAGUACAUGAAAACAGACACUUUUUUAGAACUUUAGCUAUUGUGAACAUACUUUAGUAGGUACAUAGAUUAAAUAUAUGAACCCCAAAAGGGCAUAAUAUGACCUCUUUAAAUCAUGUUUGUUAUUUUGGCUAGUAAGGGUAUUAUUUGUUAUGAUUUAUUUUAGAACAGUCGAUGGCUUAUAGCAAACUCUUAUCUAGUGCCAACUGAGCUUUUAUCAAAUAUUUUUACUGUCAAAAUGAUUGUGCAAUGUUAAAGGGAUGUUUACUAUUUAUCUGCGGUUUUCAGGUGUUUUCGUAAAAAUGUGACCUGCUUAUUUUAUUCUCAGUAAAAUGAUGUGAUUGGACUUGAGUUCUGUGAAUAAAUAUGUGUUAAACCACA